GUCAUUACUAAUGUACCGAAAGCAUCUUCUACAAAAGAUAUUCCUGAUCCCUCACCUGAUAUAGAACAUAGCCCGACAAAAUCUGAAGAAUUGGAGAUUCGAUGCUCUGCAUCACCCUCUGCAACCUCUUUACCGCAAGAUGAUACAUCUAAACAAAUUGAAGUUAAAUCUUUACCGGAGGUUGAUAUAUGUGAAGAGAUUGAUCGAUAUUCUGAUCCAUCAGAAGUCAAGAUACAGGUAAGUGCGCCCGAUAACUCGCGAAGUGGGGAUGCUAUCGCAUCUGAAGAUUCCAACUAUGAAUACGAUUUUGAAGAUCCCUACGAUAACAACGAAGAGGAAGAUGAUGAUGGAUUCUGUGGAUUUUCUGACGAUGAUUAUGAAGGUUAUUAUUAUGAUUUAAAUACCGGUGAAACUUAUACAAAAUCGGAACGUUCAAUCUGCGCAUAUUAA
Molecule: messenger RNA, 450 nt
Organism: Ambispora leptoticha
Lineage: Eukaryota; Fungi; Glomeromycota; Glomeromycetes; Archaeosporales; Ambisporaceae
Source: the annotation of a GenBank genome assembly